AUGCACGACAAAAGUUUGGCGAAGUUUUUUGCUAACGCCAAAAAGAAAGACGGUACAAAAUUUAAAGCAAGUGCUCUUUUAACCUUCCGACAAGGCCUGAGACGGCAUUAUUUGGACAGUUUGGGCUAUGAUAUUGUGAAUGAAAAACGAUUUUCGUACAGUACGAAACUCUUCAAAGCUGCUGUAAAAGAUUUACGACGACAAGGUCUUGGUUCUGUCAAACACCACGUCCCAAUAACAAGAGCUGAUGUGACAAAACUAUACAGCGGCGACACUGUUGUGUUUUACAUGGAUACUCCAAACGGCCUCUUGAACAUAGUGUGGUUUGAAGUGAU
Paramuricea clavata is the source of this 335-nucleotide messenger RNA. Lineage: Eukaryota; Metazoa; Cnidaria; Anthozoa; Malacalcyonacea; Plexauridae. The record is from the annotation of a GenBank genome assembly.